AUGAUAAAAAAAUAUUUCCAUAUUUUAUUACAAUUAAAAUAAAGAAUAUAGAUUAGGUGAAUAUUUUAAAUAUUAAAUAAAAGUUCUAGUUUAGAAAUGUAUUUCAUUUAGUUUAUCAUAGGCAAAGAAUAAAUCAAAUAGAUCAUAUUGAAAAUGUACAAUAACAACCAGAACAUAUAAAUUAAAAUUAAUAGAAUCUAUUGACAAAUUAAAUAAUUGGAAAGUAAAAUGACGCAAGAAAUUACUAAUAAGAGAUAAGUACAUAAGUAGAGGAUGAAAGUGAUAUGAUGAAAAGUAGACAAUUUUCUGUCUUUUAAAAAUAGAACUUAUAAAAGCAAACUCAAAUAGUGUAAAUUUAUUUUCUGAAUUCUUAGGAGAUAUUAAUCACUAAUUGUUGAUUCAGAUGAAGAUUAAGAUGAUAAGAAAAAUAGUAAUAGUGAUAGUGAAAAAGAAGAGGAAGUUGUGAAAGUAUGGACUGCCUUAAAGAAAUCUAAGGAAAUUCCAAAUGAAAAUUAGAUUUAAUAAGAUAAUAAUGAAAAAGAAAAUUAGUAAUAUUUUAAUCCAUUAGUUUUUGAAGAAGUCUUGCAACAAAGUUAAAUAAAUCUUAAUCGAAAUAUCUUUUCAACAGAUAAAAUGGCCAAUAAAUCUACAUUUGGAGCUGUUUUAAUCACUUAGGUAGAUUCUGAAGAAGAUGAAUAAUCAAAAGAAGAAUUAGCUGAUUAAGUUAGUUAAGAAAUUGGAAUCAUAUCUAAUUAAGAUGCUGAAGUUACAGCUGAAAAUAGAAUUAUGAUGAGUGUUAUGUAAACUAAAUUUAGUUAAUCCAUUAAAAAUUAAAUGAAAUUAUAAUCCUCUCUAAAUAAUUCAUCAAAAAGUAAUUAGUAAGAUGAUAUAUUCAAAUCUAAGAUUGUUUUUAUUAAUUAAACUCCAGUAAUUGUUAGAGAAGAUGAUGCUUACAUUCGUAAAGUAAGAAAAAUUCAAAAUUAUUUCAGAUUUGUUUAGCCUUAUAAAAAACUUAAAAAAUAGCAUAGAUAUCGAGUAAAUGUAAUAAAUGAAUUGAUUGUAACAGAAAAAAAAUAUGUAAGCGAUCUUAAAAUAAUCAAAGAAAAUAUAUAAAAGCCUCUUUUAUAAUUAAUUGAUUCUUAAGAUCAUGUGAGGUUUAUGUUCAAUGUGGAUAGUAUUUUGUAUUUUAACUAGGAAUUUUUAAAAAUCCUAGAAAGCUAAGAAAAAGAAGUAAAAAUUAAACCUUAUGCAACAAUUAUGAUUGAAAUUUCUGUCCUGUUAGCAGGUUUUAAAUUUUAUUAUGAUUAUUGUAAAGAAUUUGAGGCUUCUAAAAAAAUGAGAGAUCAAUAUGAAAACACUAAUUAAAUCUAUUAAAAAUUUUUUAAUGAUCUUUAAAAAAAUAAAAAAAAUUAACUUAAUAGCUUAGAUAUUGAAAGUUAUUUGAUUAAGCCUGUUCAAAGAUUACCUAAAUAUGUUUUACUAUAUAAAGAUUUAUUAAAACAUACCAAUAAAGAUCAUCCAGAUUAUGAAAAUAUUUUUAAAUGUUUGAAAUUUUUUGAAGAAAUUAAUGAUAAAAAUAAUUAAGAAAUGAAAAUAUAUUUAGAAUAAUUAAAAAUAGUAGAACUUUAAAACUUAUUUGGGUAACAUGUAAAAAUAGCUGAACCUAAUAGAAAAUAUUGUUUUGAAGAAGUUUGCUCAAUUUAUACAGAUAAAAAAGAGAAUAAUAUAAUUUUAUAUGCAUUUAACAACUUUUUAUUAUUCGCCUAAAAAAAACAAAAUGGAUAAUAGACCUAUUGUUUUCAUCUUUAACUUACUUAUCAAUCAUAUGUAAAAGACAAAGAAAAUACAAAUUAUUUUGAGAACUUUUUUGAAGUUGUUAAUAAGACUGAAUCAAUAAUUAUAAUUAAUUAAGAUAAUGAAUCUAAAAAAUAAUUAAUUGGAAACAUUUAAGAAAUAAUUUAACAACUAAAACAAAAACAAAUUAAUAUGGAAUAUUUAAGAAAAACUACAAGUUUUAUGGAUAUUGGUGAUGCUUAAAAAGAAUAAAAAUAAUAAGAUUUUGAUUAUGAAAUAAAGGUAAUUGUUAUUGGAACUGAAAUUAGAAAUACUAAAUCAAAUCCUUAUACAGUUUAUAUUAUUUAAAUUUUUAUUUAGGAAUAUCAAACUAAAAUAUUUGUGAGAUACAGUUAAAUAGUCUCUCUUUAAACUAUUGUUAAUAAGUUUGAUUAAAGUUUAAAAGUGCCAGUUUUUUCAACAUUAAAUUGGCUUCAUUCAAAUGAUUCAAAAGUGAUAGAUGAAAGAAAAUUAUUAAUAGAAAAGUUUUUAUCAUCAGUUUUAAACUCUUCUAAAUGUUAAAAUACAGUUGAAUAUUAAAAAUAGAUAUUAGAACUAUUAAGUUUAAGUUAAGAUUUCUUUUCGAUUCCUAGAAAAAAGAAUACAGCUUCUUAAAUUAAAAUGGGAGAGGAAGAAAUCAAAAAAAUGAUAUUAUAAAGCUAAUUUUCAGUUGGAAUUAAACCAAAUUUACUUUAAUCAAUGAUGAUGAAUAGAUAGUCAUCAAAUAUAAUGUAAGCAGCCAAAGCAUAAGCUUAGAGAUCGAGUUUAUUAACUUUGGAAUAAGAUAGUUCUGUUGUUAUUGGAUAGAGUGCUUCUAAAUAACCAUAUUUUAUAGAAGUAAGCUUAAUGGAUGGUCGAACAAUUUAGGUUGGUUUUAAAAAAUAAACAUUGACAUUAUUCAUUAAAAAUGAAGUUGCUAAAUUUGUUGGGUUAAAAUAAUGGCUUGACUUUAGAUUAUUCAUUGUUGAUUAAAAUAGAGAUCAAAGAGUUAUAGAUGAUGACGAAACAAUGUCAUCAAUAUUAGAUGCUCAUUCAAAUCAAAAUAAAGGUUUGAUAAAUGCUUUUAAGAAGUUAUUUACUUAUGAAUAGAAAUUUUAGUUUAUUUUUAGAAAAUACUUUUAUUUAAAUUGGAAAUCAGAAGAAGCUGAUUAUAAAUAAGAUGAAUAAAGACUAAAAUAUAUUGUACAUGAUUUAAUUUGGGAAACAAGAAAUGAAAAAUUUUAAUUCAAUUUUAAUGAUUUAUGUUUAAUAACUGCUUUGUUUUAUUAUUCAACAAAUACAUAAUAAAAUUAACUUUCAACACUCUUGCCUAAAGUAAUACCUAAAAAUUUUUUAAAAAGUAUAAAAGAAGAAGUUUGGUUAAAAGAAAUUGUUAAUAAUAUUAACUCUUUACAACAACAGUUAAUAUAAAUUCAAAAAGAUAACUAGCAAUCUUAAAUGUCUAAAAAUAAAAAUCUUCAUACAUCUAUACCAGUAUUAGCUUAAUUAAUGUUUAUGAAUUUUUUUAAAACUAAAUAACAUUUUGGGAUGUCUUAGUUUUUUGUAGAAUGCAAUAAAUAAACAAUAUAACUUUUUGACAAAAAUUUUGCUAUAAAAAUCAAUAGCAAUGUUUUUAUUGGAUUAAAUUUUUCUGGAUUUCAUAUUCUAAAACCAGACAAUAAAAUGUUAAUUUUUACUAGUCCAUACGGAAAACUAUCUGAAAUGAAGGCUUGUACAACGGAAUUUUGCUGUACCAUUAAUAACGCCAAACUUACAUUUAAAACUUAAUUUCCAUUUGAAGUAUAUAUAAAUAUAAUUUCAUUAGAUAAAAUCAUUGAUUUUGGAGUAUUAGCAAUUACAAGAAUUUACAAAACAGUUAGCAUAUGGAAUAAACUGA
Paramecium sonneborni is the source of this 3709-nucleotide messenger RNA. Lineage: Eukaryota; Ciliophora; Oligohymenophorea; Peniculida; Parameciidae. The record is from the annotation of a GenBank genome assembly.